Trichobilharzia szidati is the source of this 1871-nucleotide messenger RNA. Lineage: Eukaryota; Metazoa; Platyhelminthes; Trematoda; Strigeidida; Schistosomatidae. The record is from the annotation of a GenBank genome assembly.
AUAUUUUCUUGUGAUGAUUCUAUUGAAGACUGGCGAAUGGCAGUUGACUAUAAUCGUGUAUUUCAAAUGACUCUUGAAGUACUUAUUUGUAUGAUACAUCCAUUCCCCGGAUCAUAUCUUAUCCAAUUCCCUAUAUCGUCUUCCUUUGUUGGUCCAGGCACUGAAAUCUACUCACCCCUAUAUCAUAAUUCACAGUCUGUAAAAUCUAUGAAUAUAGACAGUGGAACACCGACAUUGUCUGUAGCAUCAACAACAACAACAACGGGUGGAUCAACUACAACUACACCUUCACCAAGACCAAUACUGUCUAAAAUGAGCAUAAAUAAAACGUAUACGCCUAGACCUUCAGCUUCUCUCUCCUCUAUACCAUUAGCAUCGCAUACCUCAAUGGAUCGUAUUCCUACAGGUUCAAUUAAAAUGGUCUCCAUUGAUCUGAUAUUAUCAGUUCCAAUGUUUUUUAGAUUAUAUCUACUAUUUCGUGUUAUGCUGUUACACUCAAAAUUGUUUACAGACGCUGGAUCACGUAGUAUUGGUGCAAUGAAUAAAGUGAAUUUUGAUACAAAAUUUAUUUUUAAAACACUUAUGACAAUGUGUCCUGGUAAACUUCUAUUGGGCUUUAUUUUAUGCUUAUGGAUUGUUUACUCGUGGACGUUAAGAGCAUGUGAAAGUUUUUAUGAUACAGAAAAUGGGAAUUUACUCAACUCAAUGUGGUUAAUAGCUGUAACAUUUUUGAGUAUCGGUUACGGUGAUAUUGUACCGCAUACAUAUUGUGGUCGAGUUAUCGCUUUAGCAACUGGUGUCAUGGGUUCUGGUUGUACAGCACUUGUAGUAGCUGUAUUUGCAAGAAAAUUGGAAUUAUCCAAAGCUGAAAAGCAUGUGAUCCACUUUAUGAUGGAGAAUCAGUUAAAUAAAAAGGUGAAAAAUUACGCAGCUAAUGUACUUCGAGAGACAUGGCUUAUUUACAAAUAUACAAAGCUUGUUAAACGUGUAGACGCCUCAAAAGUUAGAAAACAUCAGCGUAAAUUUUUGCGAGCAAUUCAUGGUCUUAGACGGAUGAAAAUGGACCAGAGGAAAGUACAAGACUCAGCGAAUACUUUGGUCGAUUUGGCUAAGACACAAACAAAUAUUUAUGAAAUUGUUACUGAUUUACGAAUGGAACAAAGUUGUUUACAACAUCGAAUGGAGAAUUUGGAAACAUCUUUGAUAAAAGUACAGGAACAAUUAAGAGCCUUACCUGGUCUUAUUAGAACAGCAAUUAUACAACAACAUUUAGCCUAUCAGAAAUUAGUAACACCUCAAACAACUACAUCGACAACAGCAACACCACCAACAGCAGCCUCAACAGCAACAACAACAACGACAACAACCGCCACAACAACAAAUCAACAACCUUCAUCAAAGCCAGAAGAACAUCAUAAACCAUGAGAUAUCAAUGGCGGACUGUUUGAUCGAUCAACUGACUGACUGGCAAGCUGGUUUUAUCUUCUUAUUUGACACACUGUCAAAUACAUAUUUAUAUCAAAAUAGGGCAAAUGCACUGAUACACACAUGCACGCACGCACACACACACACACAAACACACAAAAGAAAAACCAAAUCAUUGGAUCUGUUGUAUGUUUUACAAAGAAAACCCCUCCUUUGUUUCACCUAACACAAACACAUUAUUUAAAGUGUAUUCUGUAUACACAUGUUAUGGUGAAGAGUAGCGGAGACUAUUUUGAACUUUAUUUUAUCAAUGGAAAGAUAAAUAAACACAGUUGCUGUUUGUUUUUCUUCUUUUUUUAAUCAAUGCCUUCAAAAUCUUAAAAAGUAUCUCUGACUUUUUAUUUCUUUCCCCCCCCCCCCCGGACCCCUUCAUUUUUUUCUAAACU